GCUCCGGUCGGCGAUCUCACUGCAUUAAGAACAGCUACAAAAAAGUCAUAUUUCUACGGUUAGAAGAAGAAUUACGAGGAACCACUACGCUCAAAAGUUUGGCAAGAUGGGAUUAUGAUGGAAGUUGUUGUCAAUGGCAACAGGUGUUGUCGUCAUGGAGACUGUUGCUAAUUUAGAUAGAUUGGUCAAGCCAGCAGAAGUAGAGUUUCGACCUUCAGAGGUUGAACUCAGGAAACCAGGAGUAUGGUGUGUAACGCCUAUCAAAGAGGGUCGGAUGUACGGACCGUAUGCUGGAGAAGUCGUCACGAAGGAUAAAUAUGGUGAUAUCAAUUAUAGAUACGCCUGGGAGGUUUUUAACUUUGAGACAAACAGAGUACAACAUAUAAUAAAUGCUACGAACCCCGUAUUUGGAAAUUGGAUGAGAUAUGUCAACUGUGCUCGAUAUUUUGAAGAACAGAAUAUUGUGUCGGUUCAAGUCGAUGAAGAAGUUUAUUAUAAAGCUAUCAAGGAUAUUGAGGUUGGAGAAGAACUCCUCACAUGGUUUGAUCUCGAACAGAGACAGAAUGUUAACGUGGAGAAAAAAGACAAGAAAAAGAAGCAGAAUGAAACUAAACCAAAAGUCAGUAAGAAGAAAGUUGAAGUCUCUGAUGAUGAGUCGGAAACCGCUUCACCCAAGAAGAAAACCCAACCAUGCAUCAACGCCUCCCUGCUCACAAAAUCAUCUCCACAGAAACGUAAAGUUACUUCACCUGUCCAGACCCUGGGAACCGUGGAGGUUAAAAAGAAGAAAAAAGAAAUCCAAACAACCAUGAAUUACAAAAUCAACAAGAAAUCGUCAAAUAAAUGGAUGAGUUUAGACAAAUGGCCUACAACUGAAACAUCAACAACGACGAACAAAUCCCCAAAAAGCAUUAAAUCUCCAUCAAUGACCAGCAAAUCACCAUUGAUAAAUAAAUCUUCUACAAAUAAAUGGCUGACGUCGACGACCCAGUUGCCUGUCCAAAAUAAUUCGCUCAACAUAAACAAAUCGUCCACGAUCUCCAAAAGCCCAGUGAAAAUUGCGAGCGCAGGCAGUGCCAAAUCACCUGGUAGCACAAAGUCUGUAAGCAGUGCAAAGUCAUCGCCCAAACAAUUACAGAUAGGGAAAUCAUCCCCUAGCAGUUCCAAAUCUCCAGGUGGUAUGAAAUCACCUAAUAGUUCCAGAUCUCCAAAUAAGGUAAAAUCGAUGAGAAAGAAAACAGAAAAAGUUGACAAUGAUAAAACUGAUCUCAAGAUGAAAUCUGGUAGCCCCAACAGUUUACUCAAGACGGAAAACAGCUCAAAUUAUUUUGAAUUCCACGUUGGGAAGAAGCAUCAUGUGAUCCGUGACCGUGAUGGCAAGAAGAUGUACGAGUGUGAAUUAUGUGACGUCACGUAUCUAAAGCCCUUCAGUUUAAAACGCCAUUUUUUACGAACUCAUAUUAACUGUCAGUAUGUGUCAAGCAGGGAUUUGAUAAACUGUUGUAUUAACGCCAGUCAGCAGAUGGAACGGAUCGAAUCGGCUCAAAAAACUCAAAACUCAGGUGCUAAGUUAUAUAAUGGAUUAAUUAGAUCUCAAAACUCUAGUCCUAUCAAGAACUCGCAAUCUAAAAAUUAUUCCCCAGGAAAAUUAAGCACAGGGGAGACAACUCCAUUUAAGAAAUCAGGGAAUUCGGUAAAUAAUGAAGUCAGGUUUCCUGGACUCUACAAAUGUGAUUCUUGUUAUUUUGUUUUUGAUGAUAUGAAUCAACUGAUCUCCCACAACAAAUGCCAUGAUUCAGCAAACGCAAAUAGUCGAGACACUUCUCCCAACAAAACUCCUAAUUCUAAAUUACCUGCCAGAAGUGCAACUAAAAGAUCGUCCAAGAAAAUGUCAAUAAAAGACGCAACCCAGGCACAAAUCUUGCCCAUGAUGUCAAAAGCAACAGAAAAAUCUUCACCAAGCAAGAGCACACCAUCUAAAUUGUCCAAAGGGUCUCCAAAGAAAACUCUGAGGAAAAGUUCAGGAGAUAUAUCACCGAGGAAGAAAUCACCAGUAAAAAAUUCUUCCCCUGAUUUACCUCAGAAAAAAUCACCCAUGAAGAAUUCACCCACUGUGUUUUCUUCUCCGAAGAAGAAAUUCUACGCCAGAUCCCCAAGGUCAUCACCACGGUUAUCUGGAAGUCCUUUUGGCAAGAGAAGAUCACCAAAGAAAAAACCAAGGGGAGGGAAAUACGUGAAACAGAAGUUUAAGAAUUAUCCUUGUACGCUGUGUAAAGUUCGUUUUACGAAAGUGUCAAAUCUAGAAAAACAUCUGAAAGAACACAAUGAAAACAAAGCCUUUCCUUGCUAUGUGUGUGGUAAAGCUUUUAUGAACGAGACGAAGAUGAAACAACACGUAAGAUAUCAUUUUGGUCAGAAUGUCAGCUGUCGACACUGUUCCGAUAAAUUUGCUAACGUCGGAGACAUGAGAAUUCAUCUGAAGAACACCCAUAAAGAGGAAUGGCUGCUGAAAGAAAAGGAAGAAAACAAAACCCAGGCCAAAACGAAGAAAGCCAAUCAACAAAAUAUCGGCCAACGUUCACGAAAAGAUAAGGUAAAGGUUAUCUCUGAAAAAGAUUAUCGAGCAUUUAUACCUGAUAAAAAACUUGUUCAACCCUCCAUUAAAAACAGCCUCUCCGCAUCUCCAAAGAAAAUCUUCAAAUUUUUAACGUCACCAGUGUCUAAGAAGAAAGUGUCCGAGAAUGAACGAGCUGCUAAUGGCUACAAAUCUAAAUAUCGGUAUUCAUGCUUCACGUGUAAAAAACGAUUUAUAAGUUAUUUUUCACUGGGUCAACAUCGAAAGACGAAUCAUCGUUACGAUCGGUAUUCAGCUCCUUCAGUCCUUCUCCACAUGAAACAAAAAGUUUCAGAAGAAAAGAAUCCAAUUGGUGUUCUACCGAUGUUAGCACCCCCAGUGUCGCCUGAUCCUUAUUAUGAAACUGUGACCGAUAACGUUAGUACGAAUCUAGAAUCAUUCCUGGAUGGAAAAGCAGAGGCCCUGAGAAAUUACAAGAAACACAUUCAGAUAAAUGGAUAUAGAUCAAUUAAUUCUGUUACACAUUUUAAAACUCCAAAAUUUGAUUGGACAAACUAUAAUUUUCCGUUCCAUUAUCAGCCAUAUGAAAGUGUGAUUGGUUAUAGCGCCAGCAAUAAGGGACCUAUGAUUCCUGAAGAUGUAACUCCAGCUCAUGAUCUGAGAAGAGAAACGGCUGUCGAAAAUUCCUUUUUACGCUCCGGUAUAAGACAUAGACCAGAAGCAUUAAAAGAGUUAAAAUUAGAUGUUAGUAGUGAUGAGCCACCCGUGUUACAGUGCAUGUCUGUUUCAGAGAAAUCCCAGGAUAGCGAUGGUGAUAGCGAUAAUAACAGCAUGCCUUCAUUGACGCCAUCCUAUGAUGAAGAGAAAGGUAAUAAAUUCUUUCAUAAAUUCGACGGGGAACCAAACGUGAUAAAUAAAUCUAGUGUAGAAUCGUCCAAUCUUACAAAAGUAGACGGUGCUUCUCAAAACUCUUUAGAAAGUAGUGAAAAUAAAUCAAGUGCCUUGCAUUCCGAUAAUUCGGAUUCUGAUGACAUCAACUUAACCACGUGUGUGCCUCAUCUUGAAGCUUUGAAUCUUGUAAAUUCAUCGGAAAGAGAAGAAAUAAUCAACCAAUUAGAGGCAGCAAAUCAAGCCAUUCCUGCGCGCAUCUUUGAAAAAGAUCUUCGCAAUACUUUAGAAGGACAAAAAUGGGAGAGUUUCCGCGAUGAGAUAGCAUUCGGGAAGUUGGGAGAUGUUAUCAAUGUUUGUUCCGUGUGUAAACGUUAUUUUGAGUCAGUAGAUUCUCUGGUACGCCAUCAAUACACGAAGCAUUCCUCCAUGAAGUGUCGUUAUUUACAGAUAGAAAAAGGUAAUGGAAUAGACGGUCUGUUUUAUUCAUGGCCGAGUAAUGAAGGGAUGUUAGCCUCGUCUACACCUAUCCCAGAGGACUGCCACAGUCUCAGUUUGUAUAGAUGUACGCGAUGUAAAAGCAGUUUCAAAAAUAUCAGUAGGCUUCAUGUUCAUAUUAUCAGUUGCGAUCCUAAGAAAUUGUUCUACGUGGAAAGGAUUUCGCUCAAAGAAAGAAGAAAACAAGAGGAAAAAGAAAAGAAAAAAGAAGCGAGAUUAAAGGCCAAAGAAGAAGAAGCAAAACAAAGAGGCAGGAAGAAGAAGAAUCACUUAUCACGAGCAAAGGCACAGCUCGAACAAAAACGCAAAAAUGAAAAGGUCAAGAAGAUCAUAAAAGAACGUCAAGCGGGGAAAUCUCCGUCAAAAUCUCCAAAGGUGAUUCAGAAGGCGACUAGGUCACCAGAUAAUAAAUUUGGUCUUUCACCACGAUCGUUACGAGAAGCUCGUCGCAGUCAGAUGGAUUUAUCCUCCAUGGCCGGUGAUGGGCGUCUGACAAGGCAGCGCAAACGAAGAAACUACGAGCUUCUUUACAAACCCGACAAUCAUGUCAGAAGAAGGGAAAUGGCAGACGUGAUAGAGACCCAUCAAUGCAGUGGGUGUAAUUUGAAGUUCCGAACUCUUUUCCUCUUAGAAAGACACGCCAGAAAAUGUAGCGAAAAGGAUAAAUUGAGAUCAUCGAAGUCUAUCAAAGAUUCCAAACAACCGAAUAGUGUAACCCUACAACAUAAUUGUCAGUACUGCACACGUAAGUUUACGUAUCUGAAGAGUUUAGCCAAUCAUUACAAAGAUUUCUGCCACGUGAAAAAAGACAGACAGAAAAAUGGCGAAAUAAAUAAGGAAGAGUUGGAGAAGGAGAAGGUUUUACGUGAAGAAAUUACAGGAUUGGAAGGUCUGGGUAACAUGGAAGAUAAAAUAACAGAAGAAAUGGAGGGAAACAAGAAACGUUGUGGAUGGCCGAGGGGCAUGAAGAGAAAAAACAGGAGGAAGAACCAUUCGUGGACUUACACAAAGAAGAAAAAGUCUUCUCAGGAAGAUGAUCCACUAGUUGAAGAGGAGGACAAAAAAUUUGACUUUGCUGAGGAUUUACCAAAAGACAGCAAGGGAUUGUCUGAGAGUACUCCACGAACGUCGUCAGAAAAUCAAGGAACUACAUGUAUAAACAGUAACCCACACACGAAGUUAGAAAGGGAUAGUGAUUCUGGUACUUUAGAAGAUGAUCUCCAGGGCAAAGAAAAGUCUGGAAUUGGAAAAAGAUUGAAUGAAAUACAGAGCAAAGAUAAAGUCCCAAAUAUUCAAAGGUCAUUCCAGGAUACAGAGAAGGACGAUCUGUGUAGCUCUCUAGAAGCACAGCAUAUGAGGCAUACAGCAGAACUAGUGAAAGAAACCACCCAGGUUCACCAUUUAAGUAGAUGUCCAAGUAAAGAUGCUGUAAAAGAUCUUGAAAACACCUCAAAACGUGAACAAAUUCCAAAUAAAGAUGAGCAAACAAAGGAUUUAGAAUUAACUGUAAAAGACAAAAAUGAUAAUCAGAGAGAUGAGGGGAAGUGGAACAGUGUACAAUCAACAACCGCCAACGGAUUGGAAAAUGUUGAAGCAACUACCUCCAAAGGAUUCGGAAAUGUUGAAGCAACUACCCCCAAAGGAUUUGACAAUGUUGAAGUAACUACCUCCAAUGGAUUGGAAAACGUUGAAGUAACUGUUUCCAAAGUAUUCGGUAAAAUUGAAGAAUCAACAGCUUCCAAAGGAUUGGAAAAAGAAGCAACUGCCUAUAAAGAAUUGGAAAACACUGAAGAAGCAACUAAUUCUAAAGGAUUAGAAAAGGUUGAAGAAGUAACUACCGCCAAAGGAUUGGAUGAAUCUAUUCAGGAUGAUGUUAAAAAUCUAGCAGAUACUGUUUCCAAAACCGUUAUACAUGAAGUCUACGAAGAAGUGGUAAAUGAGAACAAACAGGACACAGAUAUUAGUAAAAUAGUGGUUGAUGGAAACAAUUCUACAGAUUUAAGUCUGUCAAUGCAGAUGACUGAACAACUUGAUUGUGCUGUGGAACAUAUACCACAUCUUCUGAAAACAGCCAAUGAUCGACCUGAAGGUACAGCAACUUCAAUCAAUGGUAGGGAACCAACAAAACCAUCCAGUGCAUGGUCUAACAGAGCAGAUUUAGCCAAUGGGCCCAUUGAUGAAAUACCCGAAGCUGCUAAAACGAUGGAUGUGGAAAGAGGUAUCCAUAAACCCAAGAAUACUGAUGUUGGGAUCAUCGCUGAAGCAGAAACAAGGAACCUGUCUUCCAAAAGUAAUUUGAACACAAUCUAUGCACCAAGCGACCAUCUUGCUAUCGUCCAUAUUUCAUCAGCUGGAGAUUCGCUGACUAACAUAGCAGCAGGUACGCGACUUCCUUCCGAACCGAACCAUGUGAAAAUAUCAUCUAUGUCGCCUUAUAAAGACAACCUGGAUGUUAAUCAUAAAACUACCAAUUCCCCUUCACGCAAAAAAUCAAAGACCUUGUUUGUAGAUACUUUGAUUUUUAAAACCACAAAUAAACAAUUGGUAUCCAUUGACAACACGAAAUCUAAAUACAGUGAAACCAAUGGUAAUGUUCAUUACAGUGACGUAACAGAUAAUAUAAAAAAUGAUUUCAUUGCGACAUCUAAUAAGUGCGUUUUAGAUGAGAUUGUUAGCGAUAAAAAUCAAUCGGCAGAAUACGUUGCUUCUGUAACUGCCGAACAGAAAGUUGAUGUUGACCGCGAAAAAUUGAAUUAUGAUGCUAAUGACUCAGAUAGUGAUACAACCAUAUAUGGUGAUGACUCAGAUAACGAAAGUGCCAUGUAUAAUAUUGAUACGGAAACGGACACGGACAACGUUAUUUACAACGCUGAAACAGAAACGGAUGGCGAAGUCGUGAAGCCUGUUGGAGAAAAUUUAGAAUCGAAAGUGCUGUGUAAAGAGAAUUUUUUUAAUAUGGGUAGUUUUAGCAAAGAGACCAGUAAGGAUAAUACGGUUUCUACAGAAGAAAAUAAUAGAGCCAACAUUAAUCAUCCCUCCACAGUUACUAGUGGUGACCAUAGUAACAGUUGCUAUACAACAAUAGUUGACGUCACACCCGAUUCUGACGUCAGCCGAUAAACACAUGGCUACUGCAUCAGUUGUCAGGUUGCUUGCUGUUCGUGUUAUUUUAAAACCCUUUUUGUAGAUAUUCAUUCGAAUUUCAUUGAUGUGAAAUUUAUUAUUCAUUAUGAAAAUAACCAAAAUUCGGUCCUGAUCUUAGGAAUGUAAAACCUCUAUUUGUUGAUCUUCAUCCCAAAAAUUCAUUUCACUUCUCCAAAUUAACCGUUUUGAGUUCUAGGGCCUGUUUCACGAAAUAUUAACUAAAGAUAAAAUAAAAGUUUUAGCAGAUACUUCAAUUUUGAUUGGCUAAGCACUAAAAUCAAUCUAAUAUUAUCCAAUCAAAUUACUAAAUUUUGGAUUUUAACUUAGUUAAAAUUUCGUAAAACAGGCCCCUGGCUCGUAACGCCAUUGUUUCAUAAUCAUAUAUCGGUGAUUAAUUAUUAUUCGGUUUUACGAAUUAGAGCCCUUUAAGUGUUAAUAAUAUGAAACCAUACUGACUCCUGUUUCUUAGUCAUCACAAUUUCAUAUUAGAUUUGGACUUGGACAUGUGUGAAUUUAUUUACCGGAAUGAGAGAAUAUUUGUGUAGGGGUAAACUACCCCCUCUUAGGCAAAAGAGAACUGCUAAUCCUAAUCGGGAAUUCACUAAUUUUGUUCUGGAUUAUUAGAUCUGUUUCGACCAGGGGCCUUGUUCAUGGAGACUUAAACUAAAUUAUUUUAAGAAUUCGUCUUUUUCAUUGGUCAAUAGCUGCAAUUUGUAUUUGAAUGUUAAUCCUCGAAAAAUCAAUUGGCUGCUUAACGCAAGGUAAAAUUUUAUGGAUAGACAAUUACUGACGAGAAUACUCUCGUCAUCAAGCAAAGACGAGAGUAUUCUCGUCGAGACAUCGCUUAGUAUUAAACCCAGUAAUUGUGUAUCCAUAAAAUUGUACCCUGUGUUAAUAUGCCCAAUUACUAAAUGCCAAUCAAAGAAAAUUGGCUGCUUCGUUAAGAUAUUUUGCAAAUAAGGCCCUAAGAUAUUUUCACGCAGUACAAGUUAUUGGUAGAUUAAGUAAUGUUUAAGAUUUGUUAUAGAAGAAUUUAAGAUGAUUAUUAUAUAUAUAUGUUUAUAGGAUGAUUAACAGUAUUACAGAUUCUAGAUUUAUGACAAGUCAUUUAACUAUUAACAGGUGACAUAUAUUUUAAACUCGAGCCAUAUUUACAGGUGACAUAUAUUCUGAACUUUAGACAUAUUUUGUUUCCUUAUUAAAUAAGAGCGAGCCGUUUUUAUUAUUUGCUCAAUCGUGGUCAACUCUCAGUAGGCCUAUAUCAUAACGGCAACCCAAAGCCCUGUACUCGUAAUAAUUCCAAACAUCCGCCCGUACAGAGUUAUUUGCCCCUGAAUCGGGAUCAGACCAGUUAUUUUAUGAUCUCGCUCUCUUAGUCACAGUUUAAUGUUAAAAGCGAUUUUCCACGCUACGGACUACUGUUGUUCAGACUGAUGUUGGUUUGUUGCGAUCAAAUAAAACAAACUUUUUUUAAUGGAAUAACAAUAUUACUAGAGUUUAUUACACUGCGACGUUUCAGCAAGAUUUCCCUUAUUGAAAGUACAGGGGUUGGGGUAUUAUGGAAUGCCGAUCCGUGUCAUUUAAAGCUUUGAAAUACAACUUGACAUUAUAAACACUAUAUUAUUUUCAUGAUUAAUUGCGACCAGUGUUUCACAUGUUCUGUUCUCAGUUUAAAGAUUGGCUUAAAGUGUUGCGUAUUAACCAAUAGUUUGGUUUAUAGUUUAUUAAUUUAGAGGUUAAAACUUUUUAUUUGUUUCUAUUUUUGAUAUUAUAUUAAACAUGUACUGUUUGUUUUCUAACAAAUUACGUAAAUUAUUGAAUAUGUGAAGAAUAUUUACAAUUGUAGAAAAUUGGAUGUUUGUACGGGAUAAUAACGUUUACAAUUGUAGAUUAUUGGAUGUUAAGAAUCACUAUGAAAUUAUUAGCUCAAGUGAGUGAUGGCACUGAGACUAAGGCCUUUAUUUUGUUUUCAAUGCAAUUUAUAUCUAUAAUUAUUUCAUUUAAUCGAUGUUCGUACUGAUGAAACUCAAAAAUAUUUACAAAUACACAUUCUUAAAUUCACCGGCUAUCAGUUUGCGUAUACUUAAUGCAGUAAAUUAUCGCGGAUUGCCUGUCCAAUCUAAUUAAAGUACAGAUCUAUAUUUCGUUUCGUUUUUUUUAUACUUUCGAUGACCUACACUACAUGAAGACCUGACCGGUUGUAGUAAAAGGUCGCGUCAGAGGUCGCACGAACGGCUAUUGACUCCAUGACGUCAGACAUCGAUUAAUCAAUCAGCGUUGACGUUUCUAGUGGUUUACUCACAGUUCCGUGCAUCGCACGAAAAGAAGUCGCCGUAACAGAUGGUUUCAUUGACUAAUCCCUCACGUCAACCAGAACGCAGGUUAUAUAACAACUCUCCAAGAUCCUAGUGUAGUACAGACAAAUAAAACGAAAUUUGGAACUAUAAAAAACGAAACGAAAUAGGAUCUGUGUUUUAAUCAGAUUGAUUGGCUGUCCGAAAAAUCAACGCUUUCUUUUCCAACUGUUUUGAAAUAAGACUUUAAAUAGCCUGGUGGUAUUAAAUAAAGCAUUGUGUAUUUGUCUGAGUUGUGUUUUUGUAGUGAUGAUGAUUAUAUGUCAGUAGUUAGUAUAUUAUAGAAUAUUUAUGUUAUGUAUGAAUGGUAUCAGAGAUUUAGAUGUAUGUAUUUAUUAUUAUGAAAGUUUUCAUGCUAUUGUCAUGUUUUUAUGUUAUUUAAGUUACUUUGUGUUUCUCUAGAGUUACCCUUUUUUAAGUUUUUCUCCUUGAUAAGGAUAUGAUGUUGGCCAUUCUGAACCAUUAUUUUUAGGCGAUCGUUGUCUUUCGUUCGUUCUAAGAGCUUAACACCCGCUUCUCCCUUCGUUCGUUCGUUUCCAGAGUUUUACGUCCACUUCCACCUAAGGUGAUAUCGUAGACAAGAGCUUCUACCUAGGGUGAUAUCGCAGAUCAGUAACCUCAGUAACACAGAAUUUAUAGUUUCUAUGGCAACUGAUGGUAAUAUAUCGCUGUAAUUUGUUUAACAACACAUAAAAUAUCAAUUAAUAUAAAAAAAUUGUUAACCACGGGGUCUAACUGCCUUCAUCAUUAAAAAAAUAUUGUAAAAUAACAGAAUUCAGGAUUGUUGACAUAUCCAUCAUUCUGAAGUCAUCAUAUUUUCUAGUUGAUAUUAAUUUAUUUUAUUUCACGUAGACAUCUUCACAACUUGAAGGUAUUACGUCACACGAAUGGAGAAUGGAGGACAGACAAGGAACAAUGUCUUGUCGUUCGGUUAGGAUCAACCGUUUACUCUCUGACGUACACGCGAAAGUUCCCCUAACAGUCGGAAUUUCCCCACAGCACACUACACGGCGCACGCCCAUCUUCAACAAUGUUCUGCACGGGGACAAUAAAGACGGGUAUACGUCACGCAGUGAGCUUCGAGGGAAAUUUUGCCCGUACAGUGGAGCUGUGGAUGGAUGUGUUGAAGAACCUUUACUUGGUGAAGAUGGUUUAUUGGAGUAUACUGUAUAGUUGAUAUUAGAUGUUGAAAUAUUUUGUUUAGUGGUUGUAAUCAUUUCUACUCAGUUCACCGAAUCACUGUUUUCUAUAGCUGUAAUGAUUUCUUUCAAUUCAUUGAUUGUAUCACGGUAUAUAAACACUGAGUAUAUAGCUGUAUAUCACGGUGUAUAUACACUGAUUAUAUAGCUGUAUAUCACGGUGUAUAGACACUGAUUAUAUAGCUGUAUAUAACGGUGUAUAGACACUGAUUAUAUAGCUGUAUAUAACGGUGUAUAGACACUGAUUAUAUAGCUGUAUAUCACGGUGUAUAUACAAUGAUUAUAUAGCUGUAUAUCACGGUAUACAUACACUGAUUAUAUAGCUGUAUAUCACGGUGUAUAGACACUGAUUAUAUAGCUGUAAAUCACGGUGUAUAGACACCGAUUAUAUAGCUGGGUGGUCGCAAUAAGAUUCGGUUAUCCAUGUCGAGAUCCAUUUGUCAUGAUCGUCAUUUGAUGGCGUCCCAAUCCCUGGAAGACUAUAAAAACGUGACCGUUUAAUCUUUAAUAGAUAUAUCAGUCCAUUAGUUGAUCAAUUCCAUAUAGUUUACUCCCUAAAACGGGAUAUCCGUCUACAAGUUGAUCAAUUCCGUAUAGUUUACUCCCUAAAAGGAAUACCUGUCCAUAAAUUGAUCAGUUCCGUGGAUCCUCUAAAAGGGUUAUCUGUCUACAGAUCGAUCAAUUCCGUUGAGUAUUGACAAAGAUUAUGAGGAACUGAGCAUACACAUCCUCAGAAGACGAUUAAAUAAACCAAUGUUAUCGUAAAAUCUUCUGAUGGGCCCCUGUUUACUCCGAUUGAAUCCAAGUCGUGAUAUACUCUCGAUGAUCCAGUGUGAUGGGAUGUCCUUGGCGUUGAUGAGAUUGACUGGAAGAAAAAGUCCCCUUAGUUGUAUAGGUCUAAAACCGCCCUGCCCUUUCCAUGCAUCCCUUUGUUGCGCAGUGCUCUUUGGUUGCUCAAAACCGUUGCUGUCGUUAAUAUUCAAUGUUAAAUAAUCCGGAGCUAGGUUAAAUUCAGCAUGAUAGUCGACGUCUGUCCCCGUACGUUAAAUAAAGAAAUGGGCUUGCAACAAAAACCCAAUUGAAUAAAAGGGCACAACCCACCCAGAUUCUGUAGUCAUACUGUGGCGAAAACCGAAGCAUUGCGAUUGCCCAAAAGCUACGACAUCAUUAUAUUAUAAUUACUCAUCACUACUCAAGGCGAGGUAAAUCGUAUUUAUUUAAAUGUUUUAUAUUUUUCACAGAAUGUUGUCAAAUGUUAUAAUAUUAAUUAUCAUCAUUUUUUAUUGAAUAAUAAAAAAACCCAAAUAUUA
Patella vulgata (common limpet) is the source of this 11968-nucleotide messenger RNA. RefSeq lists its product as uncharacterized. Lineage: Eukaryota; Metazoa; Mollusca; Gastropoda; Patellidae. Bases 134 to 7081 code for a protein of 2315 amino acids. The record is from RefSeq and is a predicted model, not a curated record. Gene Ontology annotation, molecular function: protein binding. Gene Ontology annotation, cellular component: nucleus. The transcript has 7 exons.